Molecule: messenger RNA, 2291 nt
Organism: Xyrichtys novacula (pearly razorfish)
Lineage: Eukaryota; Metazoa; Chordata; Actinopteri; Labriformes; Labridae
Source: the annotation of a GenBank genome assembly
CCUCCUUGUCAGACAGGACCUCCCUGACAGUGUGACCUUGGUAUGUACGUGAGACACAGAACAGGAUAAUAUUGAGGACAUCAAAAAUCAAUUUACUGCACGGUUGAUUCUCUUUUGUUACAAGGCGUCUCUUCAGCUCACGGCUGUGAAAUCUGAAGAGUAAAGGAGGGACUGAUAGAGACUAAUUGAGCUUCGGUCUCUUUAAUAACAUUUUUCUUUGUCUCCUUGGCAACGUACAAAAGAGGAAGUUGACAGAGAACUGGCCUGCCCACUUUUACCUGCCAGUGUGAAAGCAAAUCAGGCCUGAAGCUGCGUCGGUUUGCAGGAAGUGAUUGUUUACUGUCAAAUGGAGGCACACACACACGAGGGAGGUAAACUACGAUGCUGUUUUAACUGAUACCAUCAAAGGUGAGCAGAUUUUUUAUAAACACUGUACAGUGACGAUGUGUUUUUAUCAUAAUUUACUUUGUUGGGUUUAGUUUAGCUUUCACUUGGAAGAUAGUCAGAAAAGUUUCCACUGACCUAAAUUCAACAGAUCAGAGUAAGCAGUUCCUGAAAUGUCUCAGAACGCACACAGUGGUGUUGAGUGUUUGAAGUCAUUUCCUGCAGCACGUAUGUUAGUGUAAUCUUUAAGAAGUCAGUACAUACGACCUACUUAGAAAAGAUUUAAACACAAUGUACAAAAUAUUAUCGUUUUUAUGUUGUAACAAUAUCUGGAGCUCUGAAUUCAGAUGUUUUUUGAGAAUAAACUUCAGGAUAAAGAAAAAGUGAUUUUACAGGGUUUUAAAUUUUUGCUUUGUUUUUCAGUUCAGAACAUGAAGACCAUGGAGAUCACCUUUGUCACCUUCACCUGCUACUUCUUGGCGCUGUCUUUUGUUGUGGCUCAAAAAGAUGUGGGGAAUCUGACUGUCACAACUCCAUUACCAACAAAGGGCUUAAACUUGACGAGCACAGCUGUGACGGUCAACUCGACUGCGGAUACUGUUGACUCAAACUUGACUCAGAGCAAUGACACAAUCACCAAAACUCCAGCAGCAGCAGCAACACCUGAGGGCACAACUCAUCUCCAGCUGACUCCGUCAAAAAACAUUACUGCUACAGGAAAAAAUCAUACCUCACUGACAACACACGUACCAACAGUUACUGCACGAACAACACUGUCACAGCAGACCACAGGAAGUCACAAAAAUUCAUCUGAAACCACAGUAAUAACAGUUAGUCCACCUCGCACUGUCAACACAACUUCACACUCACUGAACAGAACUGCACCAGGUAAUCAUCUAUUUUAAAUGUUCGUUUUCAGACGCUGUCAGACUUGUAGUUUAUUGUAUAUAAGUAUCAUUUAAGUGGCUUUUAUUUUGAAAAUCUUCUCUGUGUUUGUAGGUUUGGGCCUCGACAAAUCGGAGAUGAGUAUGACUGUUCUCUUCAGUGUGAUUCUCUUGGUGUUUGUCAUGGCUCUGGUUUUGUUCGUGUUUCGGAGAUGUAAACACAAAAUCCAAUACUUGCACCAACCUCUGACCAACACUGAUGACGCAGGUAAGAAGACCCCCCCCUUACACAUUAUCAACAAACUAAUCUAUUCAUAACUAAUCAUUAUCUAUUCAUUAACUCUUUAAAAAUUUAAACAGAUGGACUUGAGGCAGAUGAAGACUCGCUUGUAAUUUCUGGCGGACUUUAUGAUGGCCAUCCUACAAACGACAAUGCAGCGACAGCCUCAAAUGAACAAUCUCAGUUCCGUCUGGAGUUCCUUCACUGAGGAGAACGGAGCUCUUAUUUUGAAAUGGCAGCUUUGGUGCUUGACCAGCACGGUCAAUAUGCAGAAGAUUCAUUUAAAGACAAUACUGAUGGAUUUGAACAAUACUUUUACUUUCACCUCUGUUACGAGAAUACAUCAGGUAGCUAUAUCCAAACAGAAACCCUUUCUCCCAACAAUAUAAAUCUGUGAAGAAUGAAUAGGAUUACAUCGAACCAGUGACGGUCUACACAAACAAAACCUGAACCAAUUGUAAAGCUACUGAAAAGCAAAUAUGGUGACUCAGUUACUUUAACUGUACCUAAAAAUACAAUCAAAGAUGAACCGCAAACAAAACAUAACAAACAAACUUGCUUGCUUAAACUGCAGGAAUACGAACUCUUACAUCCGUCAACUGUUACGACUGUGUAGAUGGUUCAUUACAACAUUUUCACUGUACUUCAAGAAACAGCUUUGCUUUUUGUAUCAAAUUACAUUGCAUUUCAUUCCUUCUGGUACUAUAUUUCUACAUUUUAUAUUAAAAAACUGAACAUCUGAA